This is a messenger RNA of Penicillium pulvis, 480 nucleotides long. RefSeq lists its product as uncharacterized. The transcript has a single exon. The record is from RefSeq and is a predicted model, not a curated record. NCBI's taxonomy places the organism in Eukaryota, Fungi, Ascomycota, Eurotiomycetes, Eurotiales, Aspergillaceae. The coding region runs from base 1 to 480 and encodes 159 amino acids.
AUGAGCUAUAUCACGAAUCUCCAGCUUACCCUAUCAACCAAUUUCCAAACCCUCAACGCGCAAAUCCCAACAUCCCUCCCCCUACAAAUCUCAAUUCACAACCCAACAAUCACCCCAGUCACAAUCCUCCGCUGGAAUACUCCAUUUGAUCCACUUGCAUCACUGCUCGAUCUCUUCGAAGUACGCGAUACAACGACCGGACACACACUGGCAGCCGACACAAUAAAGAUAUCACGAAAGCUUCCCGCAUCGGCGGAUGACCUGGUAGAGAUCAAUGCGGGCGAAACAAUGACGUGCGAUGCAACUCUGACCGGUCUGUAUUUUCAAACAGGCCACGAGUACUCUGUCCGUGCGCGCGGUAUCUGGAUGGCCGUUUGGCUGAAGGGGUUGCUUGAUGUUACUGCAUCCCAAUUGAAGGAUCUUUCUGGGUCGGAGAGCGGGGAAGUUGAGUCGAAUGUGACUGUUGUGGAAAUCAAAUGA